Molecule: messenger RNA, 2564 nt
Organism: Diabrotica balteata
Lineage: Eukaryota; Metazoa; Arthropoda; Insecta; Coleoptera; Chrysomelidae
Source: the annotation of a GenBank genome assembly
UUUGCAAACAACCAAGUUUACUUUAUAUAGUUAAAAAAUAUAAAUAUUUUAAAGAGAGUAAAAUGGAAAAUAAGAUGAGUGCUUCUGAAGAAGAGAAUUCAAGUUCUUCGGAUUCAUGUAUUGAAGAUGAUGAUAUAGAAAAAGAUUUACUCAGGCAAGCUGAAAUGCUGGAAAGUCAGUUAUCAACCAACAAAUACUUGUAUGAUGUUCAUAUCGAAGUAAUUAACAUAUAUAGAAAACUGUCUGAUUUAAAUUCCAUGAGAGAAGCUUAUCAGAGGUUUCGGGAAUGCUUUCCAUUAACUCCGAAAAUAUGGUUGGAGUGGAUUAAAGAUGAGAUAAAAAUUGCCAGCACACAAGAAGAACAAGAGAAAAUAUUUAGCCUUUUUGAUGCAGCUGUAGAUGAUUACCUCUCUGUUAAUGUUUGGAUUGAAUAUGCUCAAUAUUCAAUUGGUACAAGUAAUAUACAAACCACGCGUUCUAUACUAGAGAGAGGAUUGACCUCUGCUGGACUACACGUAAGCGAAGGCUCUUUGUUAUGGGAUACCUUACGAGAGUUGGAACAUGCCCAUCUUUCUCUAUAUCAAGAAAAUUCAGAAGAAUGGAAGUCUCAGAUUAAAAGGUUAGUUGAAGUAUUCAGAAGACAGCUUUCUGUUCCACUUUUAAAUAUGAAAAAUACAUACAAUGAAUGGACUGAUUGGUACACAUCCUUGCCCGACGGUUUAGUAGAUUCAGGCCCUGUCGAAUGGGGCUAUAAAAAAGCAAUAAAAACCUUAGAAACAUAUAAACCUUUUGAAGAUAGACUUAUAUCUGCAGAUAGUGCUGAACUAUAUGAUAUUUACAAAGAAUAUAUUAAAGAAGUUAAAGAUACAUCAACCGUAUUAUGUUUGUAUGAAAGGGCGGUACUCCCAUUAUGUUUAACACCUCUUUUGUGGGAAGAUUAUAUUAAAUAUUGUUUUAAAUUAAAGGAAGUUGUCUUAAAGGUAGGAACUAGAGCUAUUAGAAAUUGCACUUGGAGUGAACCUUUGUGGAUUGCUAGGCUUCGGGCUCUUGAAUUUCAUAAAUUGGAUGAAAAAGAUAUUAUGGAAUGUUUUGAACAAGGUGUAAUUAAUAUAAGCCCACAGCCACCGUUGGAGUUUUGGUUUUCAUUCUUGGAGUAUUAUCACAGAAAUUCAGAUGACCAAAAAAAGCUUGAUAAACUUUUCUCUCAGGCUGUACAACAAAUUGGGCAUGAAAAUGAUCCAACAUAUAAAGUUAGCAGAUGGCACGCUCGUUUGCUAGCCAAACGCGGAGAUAUGGAGUCUGCUAGGAAAGUCUGGAGUAAUAUUAUCAAUGACCAACAAAAUAAAGGUUCUGUAAAUGCAUGGUUAGAAUAUGCAAAUUUGGAAAAACAAUUCGGUGAAGUAAACCAAGUGAGAAAUAUUUUCAAAAGGGCUCUGUUUGCAUGUAAGGAUUGGCCCCAAUAUAUUGCAGAUGAAUGGUUAAUGUUAGAGCGUGAAUUUGGUACUUUAGAAGAUAUCAUGAAAUGCCAAGAAAAAUGUAAGAAUGUUCUAAGAACUGCCAGCCAAUAUGCACAGAAAAACCCCGAUGUUCAAUAUGAACGUGAAGAUAAUAGAUCAUUCAGUAGGAAAAGGAAGCAGGAGGAUCCAGAAACGUCCCGAGUGGGUUCAAAGCGUAGAUACGAAGAUUCAGGGAGACGUAGAGACGCCAACGAUGAUUUCAAUUUUAAAAAGUUGCGGGUUUCACAAGAGACGAAACAUCCUCCAUUCUCAAAGCCUAUUGAAAAUAAAGAUCCAAAAACUACUGUAUUUGUCAGUAAUAUACAUCCUACAGUAAAUGAAGAAACAUUGAAGGAACUAUUUCCAAAUGCGUUAAAUAUAAGUAUUGUUUUAGAUAAAAAAGGCAAGUCUCGAUGUUUUGGAUACAUACAAUUUGCAAAAGAAGAAGAAUGCAUGACAGCUCUAGCACGAGAUAGAGUUCCAAUUAAUGGAAGACCUGUUUUUAUAUCAGAACUCAAAUCUGAAAAAUCUGAGAAAAGCUCGUUUAAAUACGCUCAAUCUACCGAAGAAAACAAAUUGUUCGUAAAAGGAUUGCCAAUUUCGAAAACCAAAGAAGAUGUUGAACAAAUUUUCAAACAGUAUAAUCCCAUAGACAUACGACUUAUAACUAAAAAGAAUGGAGAAUCGAAAGGAAUUGCUUAUGUAGAGUUCAAAACCGCAGCAGAAGCUCAAAAGACCCUGAAAGAAAUACAACCGUUAAAAGUAGAUGAUCAGGAAAUAACAGUAGCAAUAAGCGCUCCACCUCCAAAGAAACCGAAUGAAAAAUCAUACAAACCAGAGCUGAAGGAGCCAACAAGACAUGCUAGAAGCAAGAUACAAAUGCCAUUGAUGCCCAGAACUUUACUUGUUAAAAGUAGCGUCGAAAAAGCGGUGGAUAAUGGAAAAGUCGAAUCGGUAAAUAAAACACCGAAGAGUAAUGCGGAUUUUAGAAAUAUGUUUCUUAAAAAAUAGUUUAAAUAUUUUAUUAUUGAUUAUAAUAUAUGUACAAUAGAUAUAUAAAAACAAUAA